This is a messenger RNA of Plectropomus leopardus (leopard coralgrouper), 1486 nucleotides long. The record is from RefSeq and is a predicted model, not a curated record. Lineage: Eukaryota; Metazoa; Chordata; Actinopteri; Perciformes; Serranidae.
CAGAGUGAAGUCGUCAUGCUGCUGAGGAGCUGCUGCUGCACCUGGAUCCUGCUGUCAGGACUCGCUGCUGCUGCAGUGUUCGUAGAGAAGCACGAGGCUGAUGGCGUGCUACACAGACGGCGGCGAGCCAACAGCGGCUUCCUGGAGGAGCUGAAGCAAGGAAACCUGGAGAGGGAAUGCAUCGAGGAGAUCUGCGACUACGAAGAAGCGCGAGAAGUUUUUGAAGAUGACGACCAGACGAGACAAUUCUGGCUGACGUACGACCGUCGCGACCCGUGUCUGAUCAACCCGUGCCGUAACAACGGCACAUGUGUGUACGUCGGGACGUCCUACGAGUGCCAGUGCACCGAAGGAUUCGAAGGACAAUACUGUGAAACAGUGGUCGAGGACUUCCUCAAGUGUCUCUACCUGAACGGACACUGUCAGCAUUUCUGCGACGGCUCUGGACCGAGACGGAAAUGUUUCUGUGCCGACGGUUACAAGCUGGGAGAAGACGGACGGCAGUGCGUCGCUCAGGUGAAGUUUCCAUGUGGUCAGUUGCCGUCUCAGGAAACAGGCCUGAACCAGAGCGUGCUGGGUCAGACCCGACUGGUGGGGUCCAACCAGUGUCCCAAAGGAGACUGUCCCGGCAGGUUUUAAUCUGUCGCUCAGGUUCUAAUUGAGCUGAACGCAAAGAGUCACUGCGGAGGAGCGCUGAUCAACGCUGACUGGGUCGUCACCGCCGCCCACUGUAUCCAUGGCAACAGCCCCCAAAACCUCACUGUGGUGGCAGGGGAACACCAGUUGGACGUGGACGAUGGCACUGAACAGAGGAUACCUGUUGCCAUGGCAAUCGCCCAUCCCGCCUACAUCCCGGCGACCGGCGAUAGCGACGUUGCCCUGCUGCAGCUGAGUCGUCCCGUCGUCCUGAGCCGCCACGCUGUCCCCAUCUGCCUGCCGACUCGAGACUUUGUCGAGCGCGAGCUGCUGCCGCUCCGCUACCACACCGUGUCUGGCUGGGGCGGGAGGACCGCCGGGGGCAACGCCGCCAGCCCCGCGGCCGCCGCAGUCCCACUGUCCCCCGUCCUCCGCAGGAUGUCUGUCCCCAUUGUCCAGAACUCCCAGUGCUCCCAGCGAGCCCAGUUCAACUUCACCGCCAACAUGCUGUGCGCCGGGUACCUGGAGGGGCACCAGGAGAGCUGCCGCGGCGACGACGGGAGCCCGCUGAUCACGCUCUACGGCUCCACCCACUUCCUGACAGGCGUGGUCGGCUGGGGGCGGGGCUGCGCUCACCCAGGUUAUUACGGGGUGUACGCUAACAUGGCCAACUUUGUGGAGUGGGCAGAAGGCGUCAUGAAGGCCCCACCCACUGCCAUGACGCUGGAGAAAGCGUUCGAGACGCUGGAACAGAUGCUCACUUAAAAACAGUCAAAUGUUCAGACGUCUCCGUGACUUCAGCUUCCUGUUUGUUUGUUGACUGAAAACCUAGUUUGUUUGUUUGUUGAUU